AUGCGCAUCUCAACCUUUGCUGUCACCGCGCUCGCGAGCUCGGCGCUAGCGCUCCCCUCCGUAACGUCGCCUGCCCCUCGCGAGGAAGAUAGAACCUGCAUGACACGCGAUGAAGCAAAGGAGAUGGUCGACAUCUACGCGCGCCUCAUCGCCAACUACAAACCCGAGGACUGCGAGAGGUACUGUGCGUCUGACUUUGUCGAUCGGUCCGACAGCAUCAACGCCUUCAUCUUCAAGCCUCUGGGCGAGCCGACGUUUGCAACCAAAGAAAUCUUCAUGCAGGCGCAGCUGUCCAACCCGCCGUUCCCCGUGGUGAUUGACGCCAUCGACGCCGUCGACUGCGGGGUCAUCGCCCUGCGCUGGCACGCCACUUUCGGCGCGGCCAACCUGCCCAGCCGCGGCAUCACCAUCAUCGGGACGACCAAGCGCGAGGGCUGGUGGCAGAUUAGGAGCCUGGAUGUCGAGUUCAACAGUCUGGUCUGGCUGCUCAAUAUGGGCGGCAACUACACCUGGGAGGGUUGA
This is a messenger RNA of Parathielavia appendiculata, 522 nucleotides long. RefSeq lists its product as uncharacterized. The transcript has a single exon. NCBI's taxonomy places the organism in Eukaryota, Fungi, Ascomycota, Sordariomycetes, Sordariales, Chaetomiaceae. The record is from RefSeq and is a predicted model, not a curated record. The coding region runs from base 1 to 522 and encodes 173 amino acids.